CACACUACAAAUCUUCGCCACUACAAUUAACCUGAGCAAAACCCUAACCAUUCCUACUCCGCCUCUCCCUCCCAACCCCUUCCGCCGCCGCCGCCACCACCACCCAGAGAUCCCUCCUCCUCCCCAUGGCCGCCGACGCCGCGACGGCGGCGAUGGCCGCGGCCUCCCUCUGCGACGACCUGGAGCCCGCCACUACCCGCACCCGCAUCCGCGACGUCCUGGCCGCGGGCGCCUCGCGCGCCGGGGACCGCGUCGUGGUGGGUGGGUGGGUCCGCACGGGCCGUGAGCAGGGGAGGGGCGCCUUUGCGUUCCUCGAGCUCAGCGACGGCUCCUGCGCCGCCACGCUUCAGGUCAUAGUCGACGCCGCCGUGCACCCACUCGCGCGCCUCACCGCCACGGGCACCUCCGUGCUCGUCGAGGGCGAGAUCAAGGAGCCGCCCGAGGGGACCAAGCAGAACGUGGAAGUCAAGGUCAGCCGCGUGCUCGAGGUCGGAGAGGUCGACGCCGCUGCCUACCCGCUGCCCAAGGGCAAGGUCAAGCUCACGCUCGAGAAACUCAGGGACGUCGUCCACCUCCGCUCGCGCACCAACACGAUUGGAGCAGUUGCUAGAAUUAGGCACCAGUUAGCCUUUGCAACACACAAGUUUUUCAAUGAGAAUGGCUUUCUCUAUAUACAUACACCAAUAAUAACUACAAGUGACUGUGAGGGUGCUGGUGAGAUGUUCCAAGUUACAACUUUGUUUAGCCAGGCUGAAAAAAAUGAGAAGGAAUUGAAAGAGAACCCUGCAUCAACAGAUUCUGAAAUCGAGGCAGCUAAAGUUCUUGUCCAGGAGAAAGGAGAUGCAGUUGCACAACUUAAAGCUGCAAAUGCUAGCAAACAAGACAUAUCAGCUGCUGUUGCUAAGCUUAUGAGGGCAAAAGAAAAUGUUUCAAAGCUGGACGAAAGGUCUAAAUUAAAGCCUGGGAUUCCACACAGGGAUGACGGGACAAUAGCUUUUGAAAACGAUUUCUUCAAGCGUCAAGCGUUUUUGACUGUGUCUGGACAGCUUCAGGUUGAGACAUAUGCCUGUGCUCUGAGUAGUGUGUAUACUUUUGGACCAACAUUCCGGGCAGAGAACUCACAUACGUCACGACAUUUGUCAGAGUUUUGGAUGGUUGAGCCAGAAAUUGCAUUUGCAAACUUGCAGGAUGAUAUGAACUGUGCAGAAAAAUAUGUACAAUACCUUUGCAAGUGGCUGGUUGAUCAUUGCCGGGAAGAUAUGGAAUUUAUGGUGAAAAAUUAUGAUAAGAGUGCAAUCGAACGUCUAGAGCUUGUUGCCUCAACUUCUUUUGUGCGGAUUUCAUAUACGAAGGCUGUGGAGCUCUUGAAAAAUGUUACUGGCAAGAGGUUUGAGAACAAAGUUGAAUGGGGAAUUGAUUUAGCAUCUGAGCAUGAAAGGUAUUUGACCGAAGAGAUAUUUAAGAAGCCAGUGAUUGUCUAUAACUAUCCGAAAGGAAUAAAAGCAUUUUAUAUGAGGCUCAAUGACGAUCAGAAGACAGUGGCUGCGAUGGAUGUUCUUGUGCCUAAGGUUGGCGAGUUGGUUGGUGGAAGCCAAAGGGAGGAACGUCUAGAUGUUCUCAAGCAGAGAAUACAAGACGCUGGCUUACCUUUGGAGCCCUACGAAUGGUACUUGGACCUCCGCCGCUUUGGGUCUGUAAAGCACAGUGGCUUUGGGUUGGGCUUUGAAAGGAUGAUUCUAUUUGCCACUGGUAUGGAGAACAUCAGAGAUGUUAUACCUUUCCCAAGGUACCCAGGGAGGGCUGAUCUGUGAUCUUUGAAGACCUUUACUAAACAGAUGGGAGGUGAAUUCAACAUGCUACCAAGUGAUUUUGGAAUAUUGUUCACUGUUCUGUUGGUCCUACUUUAGAAAUCAUAUAUAUUGGAGUAUACUGAUACUGUUGUUUGAUGUCCUGCAAUUCUUAGUUUACUUAAUUUGCACCUGCAGAAUGCGAUUGAUCAAUCUUUUGUCUUUGUUAUAUGCGCAACAUGAGCCAAAAGUUUCAGUUUAACACUGUAAGGAAAGUUAGUUUUGUAGGGUAAAGUUGGUAUUGCUUUUACGUAUUCUGUUCUGAAAUAUUGUGUUGCAACA
Phragmites australis (common reed) is the source of this 2129-nucleotide messenger RNA. Its product is annotated as asparagine--tRNA ligase, cytoplasmic 1-like. Gene Ontology annotation, molecular function: ATP binding; nucleic acid binding; asparagine-tRNA ligase activity. The record is from RefSeq and is a predicted model, not a curated record. The transcript is spliced from 6 exons. The coding region runs from base 126 to 1811 and encodes 561 amino acids. NCBI's taxonomy places the organism in Eukaryota, Viridiplantae, Streptophyta, Magnoliopsida, Poales, Poaceae. Gene Ontology annotation, cellular component: mitochondrion. Gene Ontology annotation, biological process: asparaginyl-tRNA aminoacylation.